AUUAAAAAAAAUAAAAUAAAAAUCGACGCGACCCGAAACCCGAAACGCUACGAAAGCCAUGAAUGCGGGAUUCUUCCUCUUCCCUCUCGCCCCUGUUUCUUCUCUCCAGAAACGCCAUUGCAUCUCGAAGAACAGCUCCCGCCCCGAUACCAGACCCGAAACCCGCCUCUCGGCCCUCUUGAAAUUCCCUGCCCAAACUUAUCGGAUAAUUCCGAGAAUCCCAGACGAAUCGGAUGCUCUCCGCCGCAGGAUCUCCGGCAGGACACGCGCCGAUGUGAAAACCGACCCUUUCGAGGUCUCUGACACAGCGCCCAACUCGGUGAGUCAGUUGAAUCUGGUCGAGAAGGACGAGUCGGGGCGGGGAGCGAUUGCAUGGUGGGAGCAGUUCCCGAAGCGAUGGGUGAUUGUGAUUCUCUGCUUCUCAGCGUUUCUUCUCUGCAACAUGGAUCGAGUAAAUAUGAGCAUUGCCAUCCUUCCCAUGUCAGCAGAGUACAACUGGAAUCCCGCAACCGUUGGCUUGAUACAGUCUUCCUUUUUCUGGGGUUACCUUCUCACCCAGAUUGCUGGAGGUAUAUGGGCAGACACAGUUGGUGGGAAGCUUGUAUUGGGAUUUGGGGUUGUUUGGUGGUCCAUAGCUACAGCUCUAACACCUGUAGCUGCUAAGCUUGGAUUGCCUUUCUUGCUUGUCACGCGGGCGUUCAUGGGGAUUGGUGAGGGUGUUGCAAUGCCCGCUAUGAAUAACAUUCUGUCAAAGUGGAUUCCUGUAGCAGAGAGAAGCAGAUCACUAGCACUGGUAUACAGUGGGAUGUACCUUGGAUCAGUUACAGGGCUGGCAUUUUCGCCAUUCUUGAUACAUAAAUUCGGGUGGCCAUCAGUGUUCUUCUCCUUUGGUUCUCUGGGAACUGUUUGGUUUGUGAUAUGGCUGAAUAAGGCACACAGUUCGCCUCUUGAUGACCCUGAACUUCGACCAGAAGAGAAGCAGCUAAUCAUUAGUAACAGCAUUUCCAAUGAGCCCGUCAAAACUAUCCCAUGGAGAUUGAUCCUAUCAAAGCCACCAGUUUGGGCCCUAAUAGUCUCUCAUUUCUGCCACAACUGGGGAACUUUCAUUCUCCUCACAUGGAUGCCGACAUACUACAAUCAGGUCUUGAAGUUCAACCUCACAGAAUCUGGCCUACUCUGUGUUUUACCCUGGCUUACGAUGGCAUUAUCUGCCAACCUUGGAGGGUGGAUUGCAGACACGCUUGUUAGUAAAGGGCUAUCUGUUACAACAGUUCGCAAGAUCAUGCAGUCAAUUGGAUUUCUCGGUCCUGCUUUCUUUCUAACGCAGUUGAGCCACGUCAAUUCCCCGGCAAUGGCAGUACUAUGCAUGGCGUGCAGUCAGGGAACUGAUGCAUUCUCGCAAUCUGGUCUGUAUUCUAACCAUCAAGACAUAGGCCCUCGAUAUGCUGGAGUGCUACUGGGUCUAUCGAAUACUGCUGGAGUGCUGGCAGGUGUCCUUGGAACAGCAGCCACGGGUUACAUCUUGCAACAUGGUUCUUGGGAUGAUGUCUUCAAGGUCUCAGUUGGUCUCUAUCUUGUUGGAACUGUGGUCUGGAACCUUUUCUCAACAGGCGAGAAAAUCAUUGACUGAUUGUUGUUGCAGUUGAUUGUCAGACGGAAACAGCUAAGUGCUAACACCCCCCCACACACACAGAAUUUAAAGAAAAAUGAAAGAGCAAGCAAAAAACAAACUGAGAGGGCGAGGAAGGGAUGGUAUGGGUGUUUUCUAAUGGAUUGGUGGCAUUUUUGCUAUGAGAAAAGCUACGAACUCCAUCACAGAACACUAUAGGUGUUUGCAUUUCAUCAUCAUCCAUUCAUCUCAAAGCAUGAAAUUCUUCAGGCUCCAGCUUCCCCACGUGGAUAAAGCAGUGGGCCAGCAAGGCUAUGUCAUCAUGAGCAAGCUUCGUAGUUCGUGAAACAGUGCCAUCUCAUCACAUCGGGAUCUUUACAGAAUGCCAAUGAAACAAAGUAGCCUUGGGUUGUCAUCAAAUCUAUUUUUGGUACUGAUUUUAUCAAUCUCACCACUAUUGAUUUUAAUUUUUCUCUAUAAAUAUGUAUAGCAUACUACAUUUUCCCUCAUAUAUACUUGCUAUAAUAUUAAUCUGAUAACCUCUUUUUGAUGUAA
This is a messenger RNA of Magnolia sinica, 2164 nucleotides long. RefSeq names its product sodium-dependent phosphate transport protein 1, chloroplastic. The transcript has 10 exons. The record is from RefSeq and is a predicted model, not a curated record. The coding region runs from base 59 to 1630 and encodes 523 amino acids. Gene Ontology annotation, biological process: transmembrane transport. Gene Ontology annotation, molecular function: transmembrane transporter activity. Lineage: Eukaryota; Viridiplantae; Streptophyta; Magnoliopsida; Magnoliales; Magnoliaceae.